AAACUUCCACGCGCUUCAUCCCAUUACAUCCCCAUCCCAUCACACCACCCACAAACAUCAUGUCUGCCUUCCUCGCCUCCCUGCGCCCCGGCCUGCGUGCCUCUUCUACCGCUGCUCUGUCCGCGCGUUCGUUCAGCAACUCCGCUGCCCACAAUGCCGCGAAGAUGAUGAUCACCGGCCGCCUCGCCGCUGAGCCCGAGCUGGUUGCGACCUCCUCCGGCAAGGAAAUGAUCAAAUACGCCGUCGGUAGCAGUUACGGAUCCCGCGAAAACCGCACGAUAAGCUGGUUCCGUGUCAACAGCUUCGUCAAUGAAGGUCCCCAGCGGGACUACCUGCUGGGCCUGCCCAAGGGUACCCUCGUGUUCGUCGAGGGCGAUGCCAGCAUGCGCCAGUGGGAAGAUAACGAGGGCAGAAGACAGUCUACCCUGAGCAUUCUUCAACGCUCCAUCGAGGUCCUCAAACGCCCUUAUUCGGGCCCUGACAACGAAUCCGGCGAGUCCCAGCAGGAAUAAAUAAAGAACGUCAGAUCGCGUAUUGUGGUCGGGUUAGCCGGUGUCUUCGGGUCUAAUGGCGUCUACGUUACUUGAUUAUACCAUCUAAUUUUCUUGCCUCCCGGCUGUGGACCUCUCCACCCAGCGACCUUUGAUCCGCUCCUCCGACAGUUGGCUACAGCAUGUUCUUUGUUUAUUUCAUGUAUUGUAUAUGUAUAUCCUUGAAUGAAAGACUCCCAGUGCCGUUG
This is a messenger RNA of Aspergillus campestris IBT 28561, 739 nucleotides long. Its product is annotated as single-stranded DNA-binding protein. Gene Ontology annotation, molecular function: single-stranded DNA binding. The record is from RefSeq and is a predicted model, not a curated record. The transcript has 3 exons. Lineage: Eukaryota; Fungi; Ascomycota; Eurotiomycetes; Eurotiales; Aspergillaceae. The coding region runs from base 60 to 512 and encodes 150 amino acids.